Staurois parvus is the source of this 382-nucleotide messenger RNA. NCBI's taxonomy places the organism in Eukaryota, Metazoa, Chordata, Amphibia, Anura, Ranidae. The record is from the annotation of a GenBank genome assembly.
AUGCAGACUGCUUCUACAAACAUUUGUGAAAGACUGUGCAAUAAGUCCAUCUGUGAAAUUUCCUGGCUACUAAAUAUUCCAUGGUCACCUGUUAGUGGUAUUAUAACAAAGUGGAAGCAACUGGGAACAACAGCAACUCAGCCACAGAGUGGUAGGCCAUGUAAAAUGACAGAGUGGGGUCAGCGCAUGCUGAAGUGCACAGUGUCGCCAACUGUCUGCAGAGUCAAUAGCUAACUUGGUGUGUCCUUCAGAUUAGCACAAAAACAGUGCAUAGAGAGAAUGGGUUUCCAUGGCCAAGCAGCUGCAUCCAAGCCUUACAUCACUAAGUGCAAUUCAAAGUGUCGGAUACAGUGGUAUAAAGCACAGUGACACUGGACUCUAG